AACUUUGUUACCAGGCACAGCAGUGUCUCCUCCUGCACAGCGUGGCAAAAGAGAAGCAUUUGGCAGUUAUGGUUGAUCAGCGUUUCUUUCAUCCUCUCCGGCGCUUUAGUGACGACGAACGUGCUUGCAUUGAAUAGAUCCGAUAUUUCCUAUUUCGCUUUUUCUUUUUUAACGGAUUAAAAAUUUUAAAAAAAAAGAUGCGCUGAAAUACCUAAACGAGCCAUCUCCAUCAAUGUGCGUGAGAUGACAUUGAGGAUACCUUAGCAGGACUGUGAGCAUCGGCCAUCAUUUGCAGGAAAAUGCAUCUUUGGAUUUCAUAUGUUUUGCUAAGUGCAACCUCAGUGUGCACUGUUGAGAUGUUUGGCGGUUAUGGAGAAAUAUGUCAAAGACUGUGUGCCUGUGAGGAGAGAGAGGGGAUACUUACAGUGAGCUGUGAAAACAGAGGAAUUGUAAGUCUCUCAGACAUAAGCCCGGUGUACUUCUCCCAGUAUCAUCUGCUGCUUACGGGGAAUCUUUUGAAAAAGCUUUCUGCCAAUGAUUUUGUUGAGUAUAAAGGACUUACAAUAUUACAUCUAGGAAAUAAUGACAUAUCUGAGGUUGAAGCAGGAGCUUUUAAUGGACUUCAGGGAUUAAAACGAUUACAUCUCAACAAUAACAAAAUUGAUGCCUUGAAGGAAGAGUUUUUCCUUGGCCUUGACAGUCUGGAAUAUCUACAGAUUGAUUAUAAUUAUAUCACUCAUGUGGCACCGAAUGCCUUCAGCAGACUUCGACAUCUGGAGGUCCUGAUUCUAAAUGACAACUUAAUAUCUACUCUGCCUGUGAACAUUUUCCAGUAUGUGCCAUUGACUCAUUUGGACUUAAGGGGGAAUCAGCUGAAAGUGCUUCCCUAUUCAGGUCUGCUGGAGCACAUGAACAGCGUGGUGGAGUUACAGCUGGAGGAGAACCCGUGGAACUGCUCCUGCGAGUUGAUUGCGCUCAAAACCUGGCUCGAGAGCAUAUCGUACACAGCUUUAGUCGGCGAUGUUGUUUGUGAAUUCCCUUUCCGGCUUCAUGGGAGAGAUCUUGAUGAGGUUUCAAAACAGGAAUUGUGCCCGAGGAGAGCCAUUGCUGAAUAUGAGAUGCCACCCCUGUCACAUCUGAGCACUGAUGCAUACUAUAGGACCACACCAGCUCUUGUCACAGCCUCCUUCACCUCAUCUGGGAUAGCACGGUCCUCAUCAAGACCCACUAGGGGACCUCGCCAGUCAGGAAAAUUAAAAUCAAGACCCACUGCUCGCAUCCCAUCUAAUAAACCACAAAAUUAUGGCCAAAUUAUUUCCUAUCAAACCAAAUCUCCCGUGCCUUUAGAUUGCCCAACUGCCUGCACCUGCAAUCUUCAAAUUUCAGACCUUGGCCUGAAUGUGAAUUGCCAGGAGCGCAAGAUCGAGCAGAUCUCUGACUUAAAUCCCAAACCUUACAAUCCCAAAAAGAUGUAUCUCACAGGGAAUUAUAUCACUGUGGUGCGUAGAUCUGAUUUUAUUGAGGCAACUGGAUUAGAUUUGCUUCAUCUUGGUAACAAUCGAAUAUCUCGCAUACAUGACAGAGCUUUUGGCGAUUUGACACAUCUAAGAAGACUAUACCUUAAUGGGAAUUUGAUUGACCGUCUUACAUCUGAUAUGUUUUAUGGACUGGAAAGCCUACAAUUCUUAUAUUUAGAAUACAAUGUCAUUAAAGAGGUUGCCUCUGACACCUUUCAGCAUGUACCCAAACUCCAGCUUCUUUUUUUAAACAAUAACCUCUUGAAGACUUUACCAGUGGGCACCUUUAACGGCCUAACAUUAGCCAGAUUAAAUCUCCGCAACAACCAUCUGCGAUAUGUGCCAGUCAGUGGAGUGCUAGAUCAGCUUACAGCACUGGUGCAAGUCGAUUUGUUCGAGAAUCCCUGGGAUUGCUCUUGCAGCAUACUGGAGUUGAAGACAUGGCUAGAGCAGCUUAGCACAGGCACAGUUGUAAACAAUGUCAUCUGUGGUUCGCCCAAGAGGCUAGCUGGGGAGGACAUGAGAUACAUUAAGACAGCUAAUUUCUGCCCUAAUAACUCUGAUAUACUUGCCUCCAUUAUCCCACCCUCUGAAGAAUCAUUUCCAGGCAGCACUAUCACCAUAGAAACAUCCUUGGACUCUGACACACACUACAGUGCCAUUCCUUUAUCUGUGAUGAUUCUGGCGCUCCUUCUCAUGUUCAUUGUGUCUGUGUUUGUCGCCGCGGGAUUGUUUGUGGCAAUGAAAAAGAGACAUCAGAAGAGUCAAAAUGAGCAGAACAACUCCAUGAAUGCUUGUAUUAGCUCUCUCAACAUGGAAUAUGGCCUUUACAAAAAAGGAUCCAUUCCAAAAGUCAGAACAUCUGCUGGACAUGUAUACGAGUAUAUUCCACCUUCCACAGAACCAACAUGCAGAACUACUGCCCAAACGCCAACUGACAGAAAAUCAGUGGAUGGAUUUAGAGACUUUGAUGAGUUGAGUGGCGCUUUUCUGGGUAACUCGGAUGAAGAGGCAGCCAGUAAUGUACUAAGCUCGGAAUACAGUGCCACUACUCCAGAGCCUCUUAACAAGCCCUCCACCCCACGCCAAGAUGAUCCAUAUUACUACAGAGAUGUGCUUGAGCCUGACAAGACCACACGCUACAGCAAUACGUUACCAUGCAGACAUACAGCACAUUCAUCCAGUCAGUAUACCUCAGACUUUGAUGCAAGGCAUCAAUACACACACCCAGAGAGAAUACAACAGACAAUACUCUAUUGUGCGGCACCAAGUACUGUUUAUGUGGAGCCUAACAGGAGUGAAUACUGGGAACUGAAAGCAAAGCUUCAUAUCGAUCCAGAUUACCUUGAGGUUCUUGAGAAACGAACAACAUUUACACAGUUUUAAAGGGACUCGGCCCCUGGACAUGAGAGUGGACACAUUGGUGCAAUGUAUCCAUUUUAAUCAGGAAUUAGACCAUGUUUAAAACAAAACAGACAUAACUAUUUUAACACCUUUAUUAGUACAGUGCAUUGUAAACUACAAAAGGCAUUUAUGGGAAUCAUGCUUUACAGGAUUGAGUAAUAAAAGGGAACACUGCUCAUUUUUAAGUAUCACUUAACACUUUAUCCCUGUGGUGUUUAACAGUUUAGAUUCAAUUUGUAAAUAUGAACAAGCAGCCAGAGAUUCGGGGCUCUUAUGACUCAUCCUAUCGUGAAAUACACCCUGAAUUGACAAUAACAUGAGCUUUAACUGUUAAAUUAGCUGCAUUUCACAAGUGUUAAUGAACCAUGCAGAUGAUGUUCUCAUCCCAGAAUAAACCAGUUUUUUGUUACAGACUUAUUCAUGGUGACCAGUUCUGUCUUUUCAAAUUUAUUCAAAAUGAACAUGAGGCUUGAUCAAAUAUAUUCUACAAGUAAAUGCAUCUGUAACCAUGAAUUUGACCUGUGCGUAGGUGUAGACAACAGUCACCUAGCCCACACAUCUGUUAGGAAAUUGUGCUCCGAUGAAAAAUGGGGUCAGACACAUUAAGCGAGGUACUUUGUCCUCCGUGAUGCACAGCUCUGGGAUGAAAUGCAGAAAUGAUUAAAACAAAUUCUGAUAUACAGCAGUAUCACAAAUCACUGAUUAUGAGGUCAGUAAAUCUGUGCUCUAUCGUUUGCAGAUUGGGAGAGAAUAACUCAUGUUUCCUAAAAAUAUACUGAACUGACCGAGUGCAUAUGGGGUAAUCUGUGAAAAUCAGUGGUGUUCCCUCAAAGCUUCCCUCAUCAAACCGAUCAACUUUUGGAUUAUGGACACAUGUUGCACUUGUAUUGAGUUCAAUAUUAAAUGUAUUGUAACUAUAAUUGUGGAUUAUAAGCGCAAUGUAUUGUAACUGAAAGAAAAUUUGCUUUAAUUGUAGAUCUACAUCAUAUGUCACAAACAUAUGUGUAGGAAUACCUUUUCGGGCAUAUUACAUAAAAAAAACAACUUGAAAACACACUUGUUGAUAAUGGACAAAUUGUAAUAAGUAGCUUUAUUUAUCUGUGCCACUACCAAAGUACUUCACAGGAAAUCAGCUCAUAAUAUAUGCAAACUUUGACACUCACAAGGGUUCAUCAAAGCACAAUCCUGUGUGACAUUGCACCCUUAUAACCCUUUUUCUUUAUUAUAAGCCUGACUACACCUACAAAAUUUGUCUUCCGGUUACAAUACAUUUGAGUAGAUUUGCAAUACAUUAAGAGUCAAUAUCAUUCAUAUACUUCUGUCUGAAAUUUAGCUGAAAUUUUGUUGGCUUCAGACCCAUAUAAAACAUUUUAAAUGACUGCAUAUUUUUAUAUCAACAAGCAAAUAUGGAAAUUAAGCAUUUUUAGUAUUUCUUUAUUUCUUUCUUAUUUUCCUUUUACAAAAAAAUGCACUAUUGACCUCCAGAGGUCAACAAUGAUGUCACUUUCUGAAAUGCACAGUAUGGUAACACAUGUGCAUAUAGCCAUAGUAGUAGGUUUGAUAACUGCAUACACAAAAGAAACACAUAUUAGAAAAUCUUGCACUAUGCAUAGAUAUAGAGUAUACUUAGACAAUCUGUACAAAAUGCCCAAUACUCAUCCCAUCAAUCUCCAACCAACACUCAUAAACAUAAUAUUUAAUAAUAUUAUCACAUCCCAUAAAUGCUCAUUUGAAAUUUAAUGCACAUGAAUAUUCAGAGGUACUUUUGUACCACAUUUUGGAUAAUUUGUUUUUUUCUAAAACUUAAUGUAUUUUUAAUUCCAUGUGUUUUCAGGGGAAUACUGAGUGUAUUAGUGUGUAUUGCAUUACAAUGACAACUCUGUCUCAUUACUUGGCAUUGUUUGUCUCAUCUGUAUGGUGCAGUGUCCUGUAAAAUCUGGCAAUUUGACUUCAGUUAGCCGUUUCAUUUUCUCUCUUUUUAAGAAGGGAUUGAUGGGUAGUGUAACAAACGUGUAAAGGCCUGCAAGAGCUUUAGCUAUUAGAUUGAAAAGCACAACAAAUGAAUGCAGCAGCUGAAUGGAAAGAGUCGUCUUUAUGCAUAAAAAUGUUCUAUGCUCUGAAGCAAACUAAGCACAUCAUAAUGCAGUCUAACCAAUUUCUGGGUCAAUAGUGUAAGCCAAGAAAUGUGACUUUCCCUGAGAGUUUAAUAGACAGUAAAUUCACAUCAUAUGCAGUAUUAUGCACUGAACCUGUCAUCUUAACUCAGCUAAUUAGAGGACAUGGUGUAUCUGGACCCUGUCUGCAUGUCACCACAUAUUACACUACAGCAUUAGUCAUGCUGUUUAUCAAGAAUACAGUCUUGGUUUGUUGCCUUUCACAUGUUCAGAGUCAUUUUGUGAUUAUAUUGUCACUUGACUUGUCUCUGCUCUUUGGAAAUUCAUCUGAUCAAAUGAAAUUAAAUCUACACAGCGAAGCAUGAUGUAAACCUGCACAGGUUUGUACAUUAAAAUGUGUUACAUGUGGAAUUUUUUAAAUCAGUAUAUUGCUGUGAACUUUGUGGUGAAAACACUGUAAACCUGUAAAACAUACAGGUACACACACAAUUAUUUUUUAUUUUUUAUUUUUUUAUUGUGAACAGUGGCUGACAUUUAGUUAACUGUUUCAGUUCUCAAAUUGAUAAUUCUUUUUAAAUGUGUGGUAAAUUUUGUACAACCAAACUACAUGCAAGUAGAUGAGUGAAUAGCACAUCACAAAAGGGCAAAUAAGGUAGCUUGCCAUUGCAUUUAGAGAAAAUCCUACUAAGAUCACUUUUAACAUUGUAUUUGUUAUGAUGUUUCUUUACAUUUGUAACAAUCUUGCAAAGGCAACUGUGUAAUGGAAACGCAGUAUUUACUGUAUAUAACAGAUAUAUAUGUUUUUUUCCAGCUUUUUGUAAGUAAUAACCAAAAGCAGAUUUUGUUUUUCUCACGUAAGACUGAUAAUCCAAAAAUAUGUUCAAUUGAAAUGUGACUUUUCUGUGUAUAUGUGCAAAUGUUUAAUUUGCAAAGAAGAAGAGAUCAAGUCAGUGUCUUAAUCUUAUUCAGAUUCUUGCUUUUGUUUGGUUUUCAUAUGAAACAGUGAUUUUCUAUGUCAACCUCGGAUUGUAAAUAGAACACUUCAUCAGCAUAUCCAUGCAAACUUGCAGAGGCUCUGAAAAGCAAAAACCUGGUCUCUUAUUGCAAAAACACAGUGCAACUAGGAAUUUGUGAGGUAAAUAUAUCUACAAUGUGCUGUUUCUUUAGUUGU
Messenger RNA from Thunnus maccoyii (southern bluefin tuna), 6206 nucleotides. It is a transcript of the gene slitrk5b, whose product is annotated as SLIT and NTRK-like family, member 5b. Bases 300 to 2903 code for a protein of 867 amino acids. Lineage: Eukaryota; Metazoa; Chordata; Actinopteri; Scombriformes; Scombridae. Gene Ontology annotation, cellular component: membrane. The transcript has 2 exons. Gene Ontology annotation, molecular function: protein binding. Gene Ontology annotation, biological process: regulation of presynapse assembly; axonogenesis; positive regulation of synapse assembly. The record is from RefSeq and is a predicted model, not a curated record.